Messenger RNA from Pyricularia grisea, 1157 nucleotides. RefSeq lists its product as uncharacterized. Bases 233 to 919 code for a protein of 228 amino acids. Lineage: Eukaryota; Fungi; Ascomycota; Sordariomycetes; Magnaporthales; Pyriculariaceae. Gene Ontology annotation, cellular component: nucleus; cytoplasm. The transcript has 3 exons. The record is from RefSeq and is a predicted model, not a curated record.
AUCGGGUCCCACUAAAGCUGAUAUCGAUUUGAUGCGAUCGGUCCACAUCCGGAGCUUCCUUCAGUAGCUUUACAAUCUCUACCUUGAGAGCAGCCAGGAAACACGCCUUUUGACACCAGCGUCCUAGAAGAGAGCGAGAGCCUACGGCCGACCAGUUCGACCGCUCAUCACCAACUCGCUACGCCCUUCAGGCACAGUAACCAAACAGACGCGACAUCGACAUACGAUAACAAUGGACCACAUACCCCUCAAUCACGAAGCCUCGGCCGGCGAUACUCACAAGACGACGACCCCGGACCUCCCGCCUGAAGUAAUACAGUGCUUGGAGAAUGCAAGAUUUCUUCACCUCGCCACAUGUACCGAUAACAUCCCUCACGUCUCCCUGAUGAGCUACACAUAUCUGCCUUCAUCACCCUAUUCGACAUUACCUGUUGUUGUCAUGACAACAAAUGCCGCAAGCAAGAAGACCAAUAACCUCAUUGCAAACCCCAACGUGUCGCUCCUCGUCCAUGACUGGGUCUCGCACCGCCCUCCUUCUUCAAACCGCCGCCCGUCCGGUGGCUCUCCGGGUCCCGAACAUCGCUCAAGCCUCGCCUCGCUGCUCCUGAACCUUAAUACGUCAUCUAUAUCCUCCAUCUCGGCCACCAUCAACGGUUCCGCCCGUUUGGCCGACGCCGGGUCUGAAGAAGAAUCCUUCUUCCAGCAGCAGCAUCUCGAAAACAAUACUUUUGAAGAUAGCUCGGCAGGCGCGUCCAUAUUUAACAGUGCGCAAGCUGACGGUGCUCGGCCGACGUUUGUCGAGGGGGAAGACGUCAGAGUCGUCGUGGUCAAGAUAAAGGACGUCAGGAUCAGUGAUUGGAAGGGCAAUGUCAGGGACUAUGUCAUUGUUCCGAGCGAACCGAGGGUGAAUGGUGUAUAGACUCGGGAUAGUGGCGUAGGAAUGAAGUCUAACCUGUAUCGCUCGAGCCUUUGUGACCAUACAAGGGAUACUGGGUAGACAUGUCAUGUGCCGUCUCUUCGAACACAUGCCUUCUGAAUGAAAAUCCCGCCUAGACCUUCAUAAGACAGGAACUAAAUACCUUUGGAGAAUUCAUAAUACUUGCACUUGAGGCACUCGAAAUAACUGUACCUACCUGGACUUGCACAGGCUACCAGAA